Messenger RNA from Phytophthora sojae, 1224 nucleotides. RefSeq lists its product as hypothetical. The record is from RefSeq and is a predicted model, not a curated record. Gene Ontology annotation, biological process: regulation of DNA-templated transcription. Gene Ontology annotation, cellular component: nucleus. The transcript has 3 exons. Bases 1 to 1224 code for a protein of 407 amino acids. NCBI's taxonomy places the organism in Eukaryota, Oomycota, Peronosporomycetes, Peronosporales, Peronosporaceae.
AUGGCCGGGACGUCGCCCAGGCCUAUAUGCGCCUGCAGCGACGGCAAAUGCUCCGGUGACUGUCCGUGCUUGGCUCUCUUUGGGGCGUGCUCGCCUCAUUGCCAAUGCAAAGGCUGCCAGGUGCAGACCCAACCAGAGAGAACGAAGGGAUGCAGCUGCAAGAAGUCCAAUUGCCUUAAGCUCUACUGCGAGUGCUUGGCGGCGCAGCGCAUGUGUGACCAUCUCUGCAAUUGUGAAGGAUGCAAGAACUGCCAGGAGACGCUGGCGGAGCGAGAGCGGGCAGUGGCUGCGAUCCUCGAGCGCAACCCGUUGGCGUUCCUGCCUAAAGUUGCGAGUGGAUCGAGUCAGCACUUGAGAGGAUGCAAUUGCCGCAAGAGCGGAUGCAUGAAGAACUACUGCGAGUGUCAUCAGGCUGGAGUGGCGUGCACGUCGCGAUGCGCGUGUCACCAGUGCCGAAACACAGAGACGUUCGUGUCCGCCAAGAAGAUGCUGGUGUUUGCAGGUGUGAGUGCUGAUGACAGCAGUCUUCGGGUUACGUUGGAUCGGCCAUCGCAGCGGAAAAUCGUAAAGCGACCAGCUCGCAGCAACGCUAAGGCUGCAAGCGCACAGAAUGGAAUGCAGACUCCGACCAACGCCUCGACUCAAAGGCCUUCGGCUUUGGAGCUGCUGUCACGAAGUGCCCCAGUCGCACACUCGAAGUUGUAUCAACGGAAUGACUCCUCUAUGGACGGACUCCCGCCGACCACGCCAACUAAACGGCCGUCUAGCAUCAUGGAACACUGCCACACAGCAGGUGGAGCUGUGGUCACACCGACCUUCGCAAAAAGGAAGUACACAAGACGGAGCUUCACAAGACUACCAUUCAUGGACCGGAUUCAGGAGGCAGCAGCUCAACCAGUCGUUGAUCUUCCCAAUGUUGAAGACGUGGUGGUCAAUGUGUACGACGCUAGGAGCACGGAAGGUGUUGGUGAUCCAGAACUCGCCAUUCUCAGCCGAGCUCUGCUGCACACUGCAAUGACCCCAGCGGAAGGUCUUAAAAUUAAUCCUCGGCGUGUGAGUGACGUCAGCGACGGCCGUGAAGCGCUGUCUCCUACGGCUGCAGGGUUGUUCUGCGAAGAAGAAUUCAACCGCUCAAAGAGUUUAAGUGCUAUGCAAGAACGCGCCGUGCUCCAGGAAUUUAGUGUUUGGCUUAGAAAUCUAGCAGCUGGGGUACCUUCGCAUUAA